AUGAUGGAUAACAUAACCAUUCCAGUGUCCCCGUCAUUCUUUGCCACAAUCGCUGCUGCACUACGAAUUGAGGCUACCAAUGUUGAGCAGUCAAUGGAUUCUAGAUCGGAACUUGACUCCCAUGCCAAUAUGAUUGUUGUUGGAUCCAAUUGUUUUGUUCUGAGUGAUACUGGACGGACUGCUUCUGUCAAUCCCUACAAUCCUGAAUAUGCUGCAAAGAGUAUCCCAAUCAUUGAUGCUGCCCUACUGCAGGAAUAUAUACUUGUGGUCCCAAAUGCUCUACAUGUACCUUAUAUGACCCACAACCUGAUUCCUCCAUUUAUUCUGCGAGAAAAAGGAAUCCAAGUAAACAAUACGCCAAAGAUCCAUUUGGCCGAUCCCUCUUCUGAUGACCAUGCAAUCAAGUUUGACGAGCAUCUACGCAUCCCAAUGAAGCUGCAUGGUACCUUCUCCUACUUUGUCACGAGAAAACCUACGGUUGAACAGCUCAAUGAUGCUGAUCCUAAUCAUGUCUACAUGAUGACACCAGAGGAGUUCGAUCCGCACAAAUCUUCCUAUGCACAGACUGAAGAUCAUCUUGUCAACUAUGAUGGUGAAGUCGCCGAUGCUCGGAACCGUUCCAAGCUUCUGAUUUCAGAUAUUGAAGAUGAUCCCACGAUGACUGUGUGUGCAAUAUCGAAUAUGAGAAUGGAAGAACAGACUCUUGUCAAUGAGUCCGUUCUAGAGGAGGAUGAUGCUGAUGAAGCCCCAUUGGGACAACCCUUCAAUGUCAACGUUGCCUCUAUCUCAAGCAUUUUCUGUGAGCGCACAUUGAGUCACCGUCUCUCCACUUGUCGUGAAGUUUUGUCUAUGAUGACGUCAUUGGGGUCAACACACGCCCAUGAAGAUGACACUGAUUUUCUGUUCAAAGACAUGGACGGUGAACUGGACUUCCAAGAGAUGUUGAGUGGAGAUGAUUUAUUCACCAAGAUUGCAGCUAUGGCUGACAGGAAGCAAGUUGAUCUUGAUGAAGUAAUGGCCUCUGUAACGUACGCCAAACCGUCAAAGGGAGUCCAAGCUGCUCACCUUGCAAAAAUAUGGAAAUUAGAUCUCCCGACGGCGGAACGAACCUUGCAAGCAACCACACAAAAGCGACGCCAUACUGACAACCCAAAGAUGGCCCGCAACUAUGGAACAAAUGAUCGAAUGCUACGCUACAAGAGGAUUAAUCAAUACUUCUUCAUGGACAAAUUCUUUGCUGCUAAGAAUGGUGGUCGAUCUACCUGA
Molecule: messenger RNA, 1266 nt
Organism: Cylindrotheca closterium
Lineage: Eukaryota; Bacillariophyta; Bacillariophyceae; Bacillariales; Bacillariaceae
Source: the annotation of a GenBank genome assembly